UCCCUUGCACCCGUGGCGGUUACAUUCACACACUUUCAGUCAAGCAAACACUUUGGAUUGUGUGGAAACUGACAUGACACUCUGAUGAAACUAGCAACGUGGUUUACGAAUCGCGACGUUCUUCAUAUUUCAUUGGAUAUUUGGAAAUUGUUCACAGUGUGGUUGGAAUGUCCUUAAAGGCCGUAUUGGGUGUAUGUCAUUUAGCAGAUUGAGCACGUUUCGUAAUAACAUAAAUCGAAAAACCAAAAAACCAAUAACAAGAGAACACCAUGGACCUUCAAUUACUACAGUUUUUGACCAACCCCUUGGAUGCCAAUGCACAAUCUAGGGCAUUGGCAUACUUUGAGCAACUCAAAUCUUCAGAUACUGGAUGGCAACUAGCAACUAAUACUCUCAUCAACACAAACGCUGGAUCAAGUUUGAAUGAUCAUGUUAAGUUCUUUGCGUUACAAGUCAUUGAAGUUUUCAUCAAACAAUCCUAUCAAAAAAGUUCACUAUCUCAACAGCAGGCAAUGAAACACUUUCUAAGCCAAUGGAUUCAGUUGCAGGUUUCUCAACCUGUACAGGAUAAGGUUUUCAUCAGGAACAAAGCUGCACAAAUAUUUGCAUUGGUUUUUGUUUGUGAUUACCCAAAGAGGUGGCCGAACUUUUUCACCGAUUUGUUGCAAACCCUCUCUCUGGGACCUAAUGCGAUAGAUCUAUAUCUUCGCGUUCUUCUUGCCAUAGACUCUGAGGUUGUGGAUAGAGAAAUUCUUCAUUCCAAAGAAGAAGCAGAUCGCAACACCUUAAUUAAGGACCAUAUGCGGGAAACCUGUGUAGAGUCCUUGGUUGACUCAUGGUACCAUAUCUUGUCGGUUUAUGAAACGUCAAACACUGAUUUAGUGUGUCAAACCUUGGAAAUUGUCGGCGCCUAUAUUGCGUGGAUCAACAUUGACCUAAUAGCUAACAUGCGAUUUGUCGAUCUUCUUGUCCGAUUUUUGCGCGAGCAACCGCUGCGAGAAGCUGCGGCCGACUGCCUCCAUGAUAUUGUCGCAAAAGGAAUGGAUCCUGUAGCAAAGACAAAGCUGGUCGAAUCGCUGUUUUCAGUAUUGGAUUCUGCAGGCAUUCUGAAUGUUGACAUGGAGGAUGACGUCGAUUAUUUAUGCAAAUUAGCUCGUCUUAUUAAUUGCAUUGGGCUACAAUUGGCACUCAGCUGGACAAAGCUUAAAAAGGCUGGCGAUAAUGAUUGCGCAUGUGCUGUGAUGCAGCUACUUGAAUCGAAAAUUCCUCUUACUUUCCGAUUUCUAAGCCAUUCGGAUGACGAUGUUUCUGCUACUGUGAUGGACUUUGUGAAAGAAUAUAUUCAGUUAUUAAAACAAAAACCGGCCAUUAACGAAGCGGAACGCCAAAAAGUGGAAAGUCUUCUUUUCAUCAUAUUUGAAAAAACGAAAUAUGAUGAAGGUUUUUAUUUUGAUCGUGAUGGUGAAGAGGAAGCUAUUUUCUUGGAAUAUAGAAAACAGCUCAGAACAUUGUUCGAUAAUGUUGCAGUACUUGACCGUGAUUUGGUUUUGAACCGCGUACGAGAUUUAGUUAACAUGACUUUACCUCGCUGGCAAACGUCGUCUUUCGCCGAGGUUGAGGCUGCGCUUACUUUCCUUUACCAACUGGGUGAAGCACUUCCCGUUUCUCACGGGAAUCAUUUUUCCGGUGACCCUGCCAAGGCCUCCGCGCUUCAGCCUAUGAUGGAAUCGCUUCUCUCUUGCGGAGUGAGCAGUUAUCCCCAUCCCGCUGUGACCUUAUGCUUCUUCGAACUAGUCGUCCGCUAUGAGAAAUUCUUCCUUGUUGAACCUCAAUUUGUUGCACCAACAUUGGUGGCCUUUUUAGACCAAGGAGGAAUGAGGCACGCCAAUCCUAAAGUUCGCAGCCGGGUAGCCUACCUUUUCUCGCGGUUCGUUCGUGCAGUCAAAUCCCACAUGACCGACUACACUGAAGAUGUGCUUCGUCGAUUGCAGGAUCUAUUGAUAUUGCUUCCUGCCGAAAGUGGACCUCAAACGGCUUUGCUUACUCAUGAUGACCAAUUGUUUAUUUUUGAAACAGCUGGACUAUUGAUUACAUCAGGAAAUUUUGAUGCUGAGACGAAAAGAAACUUGAUGGACAGUCUUGUGUCACCAGUUCUUGAGAAGUUUGCCGUGUUGCUCGAAGAACUUAUCCGACUCACUCCCCAAUCCCCGAACACCGUUGGCGCGGCUGAUGCGGCUAACCAGAAACGAAGGGCUAUAUUAGCUCAGUGUCUUUCUCAUGCCAUGUCGGCUGUUGCUUGGAGUUCGAAAGCCUUUACCAACAGCCAGAGUAUCAAAGCAUCUGGAUGUUUGUCCGUAUAUUUGAAAGCCCUUGAAGUGUUUCUUCGUGCCAUUCAACUUCCUGAAGUUGUUUCAGAAAUUCAAGCUGGUUUAAGACAAUAUCUUCAUAGAAUGACCGUAUGUCUUGGUGAAGAAUUGCUACCAUUCGUUCCAUCGGCUUCGCAAGUAUUGCUCAAAUCGAGUAGCGUUCAUUCACUCUCAGAAUACAUCCCGCUGAUUAACCAGAUCAUUGCCAAGUUCAAGAAACAAGUUGUGCCCUUCUUGACCCAGGCUUUCGCCCCUAUUAUCUCGGCUAUUUUUAAUGCUCUUGCCGCCUCGUCUGCUACUGUUAAUGAUGAAGAAGCUCGUCUAGAACGUCAGUCACUGCAGAGAUCCUAUUUUUCUUUCAUAGCUGCAAUCGUUGGCAGUGGCUUAAUGGAAGUUCUGGCUGCUCAGGAUUCUGCAGUUUUACAGCAAGUUCUUGUCUCUCUCGUACAAGGAGCUGUCGACUAUCCAGAUCCAGUGGCUCAGAAAACGUGUUUCUCCACUCUCCGCCGAUUGGUGGAGAUUUGGGGAGGCAAGGAUGGGCCAUCGGAGUUUGUCGAAUUUGUUUACAAGCAAAUAGUUCCCGCUUGCUUUCUGGCUCCACUGCGAGACACUUUUGACCUCAACGACGCCCAAACCACUAUGGCACUGAGCGAAAGUGCCUUGUGCCUUCGAGCCAUCCUUGAAAAAAGGGGAGAUGAAGAAUUGAUAACGUUUCUUCAAUCUCAGUAUUUGCCAACUUUGAAAUUAAACCUGCAGCAGUCGCAAGAAUUUUGCAUGGCCUUGAGAUCUGACCAAAAGCUGUUCAAAUCCUAUUAUAAGAUGUUCUUCCAGCAGGCUAGAGGAUUAUGACAAUUGGCUGCAUCACUAAAUCCCAUGUUGGAAUGGCUUCAUAAAUUUUGAUUAUCGUUUUAAGAAUAAGCUUUGGAGAAAUCUUGUACAUUUUUUGGUUACAUUCGACUAAAUGGGUUAUCUUGUUUUCACCGAGA
Molecule: messenger RNA, 3352 nt
Organism: Daphnia magna
Lineage: Eukaryota; Metazoa; Arthropoda; Branchiopoda; Diplostraca; Daphniidae
Product: exportin-T
Exons: 17
Coding region: 270-3215 (981 amino acids)
Biological process (GO): tRNA re-export from nucleus
Cellular component (GO): nuclear pore; nuclear matrix; cytoplasm
Molecular function (GO): tRNA binding; small GTPase binding
Source: RefSeq, a predicted model, not a curated record